Messenger RNA from Psylliodes chrysocephalus, 824 nucleotides. NCBI's taxonomy places the organism in Eukaryota, Metazoa, Arthropoda, Insecta, Coleoptera, Chrysomelidae. The record is from the annotation of a GenBank genome assembly.
GAAAACAUUAAUUGAUAGUUAAGUGCCUAUAUAUACAUUGGUAACUAAUCCGAUUAAUAAUUUAAAAUUUUAUAAAUCAACAUGCAUUCCCUCUUAGCAACCUUGUGUCUUUGUAUUUGUCUUACAAUAACUGUAGCUUUUGAGGAAAAUGACACUCAACUUAGGCCAUUUAAAGUAGGCAAGAAAUUAUAUUUUGUAAAUCCUCAAAAACUGGAUGCCAAUACUGCAAAAAAAGCCUGUGAGGCUCGUCCUGGUCUACAAUUGGUAGCUAUAGAAAAUGAUGACGACAAUUUGGCAAUACAAACUGAGUUAAUAAGAGCAUUUGGUAAUACAGCUGGUCAAUUCUUUUGGACAUCAGGAAAACAAAUCCCAUCAGGUUCCGACAAUUGGGUUUGGUUAUCCACAGGUAAAACGAUGGAUGAUUUCUUUUGGGAUGAUGGAGAACCAUUUAAUACGAAAGGGGAUUGUCUAAAAGCACUUGGUAUGAUAGAAGGAAAAGAAUUAACAUGGUAUGUCGAAAAUUGUAAUAAAGCACUCAUGUCUAUUUGUGAAGCUGUAUCAAAAUAAUAACCCAAACAAGUUUUUGGCGUACCUUCUAGAAUAAAAAUAAAUACUUAAACCAAACAUAGUUUUUUAUUUCCAUCUUCAAAAUUGUAUUUACUUUACUUACAUGAACAUAUGGAUACGUCUUCUUGUGAUGUAGCGGGCACAAGACGCCCAGAUCUCCACCUCAGCAGGGUAUUUAACCUUUCUAUCUAUGAACCGCAUUCUAAUAAUAACAACAACAACAACAACAACAAAAUAAUAAUAAUAAUAAUAUAAAG